Molecule: messenger RNA, 3255 nt
Organism: Sesamum indicum (sesame)
Lineage: Eukaryota; Viridiplantae; Streptophyta; Magnoliopsida; Lamiales; Pedaliaceae
Gene: RLK4
Product: receptor-like protein kinase 4
Biological process (GO): protein phosphorylation; recognition of pollen
Molecular function (GO): ATP binding; protein serine/threonine kinase activity
Source: RefSeq, a predicted model, not a curated record
CUUCUGCACCUAACCUCUGCAACUUCAAAGAACAAACAGCACUCACUCUCUCUCCAUUUCUUCACUAGAGUAAUGUUCUUGUUUCAGGCUUUCAGCUACUAAAAUAAAAUGCUCGGUUUUCCAUCAAAAUGGCAAUGGAGUUAACCCUCAUAUUUGCUGUAAUUUCCAUCUUUUCAUCAUAUUUCCUUCCUCCGGUUGCUUCAGAACCGCUGAUAAAACCCAUAAGCCCGUGUACAAAUUCAACGCAUUUCUCCAAGAAAGUUCAGGAUUUAGCCGAGUCAAGUGGAAAGGCACUCAAGGGUAGCGUAAAGUUGGAAUCUUUGCAGCAAUCGCAGGUAGUUCUGAGGGGGAACACCACGAUUACAAGUGCGAACAAGACUUUUAGGCUGGGAUUUUUCGCCCCAAAUGAUGAAUUCAAGUGGUAUUUGGGCAUUUGGUACGCUUCCAUCCCCAUUCCCACAUAUGUUUGGGUUGCGAACCGUGAGAAGCCCAUCAAGAAUUUGUUGUCAGCAAGCGCAGAGAUCACUGAGGAUGGGAAGUUAGCUGUUAUAGACCAAGAUUCAAGAACCCUUAUGUGGGAGACAAGCAAUGUUGAGAAAGCAAGUGAGUUGAGGCUUUUAGAGCAGGGAAAUUUGGUGCUUUUGAGCAGUGAUGGGAGAAUUGUGUGGCGAAGCUUUGAUUUUCCAACUGAUACAUGGCUUCCAGGCAUGAACCUGACGGCUGAGCAAAGACUGACUUCUUGGAAGAGCUCCAUUGAUCCAGCUCCUGGAAGGUAUUCCCUGAGGUUAAAUCCUCCUGAUUAUGGUGAGAUUGCUCUAUAUUACAGCAAUGGUGGUAGUGUUGAUAUGAUUAAUUCGCAUACAUAUUGGACUACUGGUAACUGGAGUGGAAAUGCGUUUGCUGGGGUUCCUGAAAUGACCAUUCCUUACAUAUAUAGGUUUGAUUUCAUAGAUCCGUUUACACCAUUGGCAACUUUUGGGUACACAGAGGUCCCAUUAGAAAGUGGUAUAAAGCCUCCCUUGACGAGGUUUGUCCUGGACCACAUGGGCCAGCUGAAGCAAUUCACAUGGUCCCAACAAAGUGAAGUGUGGAACACAUUUUGGUCGCAGCCUGAAAAUGUAUGUAGAGUAUAUGCAUUAUGUGGAAAUUUGGGGUUCUGCAAUGGUAAACCGUUCAUUCCAUGUGAGUGCUUCAAUGGUUUUAGGCCUAUUGACAGUGUUUCUUGGGGUAAGGAAGAUUUUUCUGAGGGUUGUUGGCGUCAGGGUGGUGAGACUUGUAAUGAGGAUGAUAAAUUUGAGGAAGUUGGAGCAGUGAGCUAUGACAGAACUACGGUUGUAUCUUUCACUGGGGGUAGGAGUGAGUGCGAACGUGUGUGUCUGGGAAAUUGUUCUUGCAUUGGUUUAUAUCACAAUCCAAAUAAUAACUUAUGCAAGAAUCUAUACGGUUCGCUUUUAAACCUGCGUAAUGUUACUUCUGAUAGCACUAUCCAGGAUAUGUUGUAUGUGAGAGUGCAAACAACUGCAGGUGGCAAAAAGAAGAACAAGAAAACAACUUUCUUGGUCGGAAUGAUUUGUGGCAUUCUUGUGAUCCUGAGUGUGGGAACAAUAAAUUUGUUGUACUUAAGGAGGAGAAAGGUUAGCAGAAGAAAGGGGGACGAAGAUAGCGUGUUAGUAACAAACCUAAGGGUUUUCUCUUAUAAGGAUCUCCAUGCUGCGACCAGGGGAUUCUCUGAGAAGCUUGGUCAUGGAGGCUUUGGGGCUGUUUUUCGAGGGGUAUUACCAGAUUCUUCUGCCGUGGCUGUGAAAAGACUUGAAAGGCCUGGUGGUGGCGAAAAGGAAUUUCGAGCAGAAGUGUGUACUAUUGGAAAUAUCCAGCAUGUUAACCUUGUCAGAUUGAGAGGAUUUUGUUCUGAAAAUUCCCAUCGUCUUCUGGUUUAUGAUUACAUGCCAAAUGGACCUCUUAGCAUGUACUUAAGACAUGGCAGUCAGAGUCUCAGUUGGGAUGUCAGAUUUCGUGUUGCUGUUGGAACAGCAAGAGGCAUUGCUUAUUUACAUGAAGAGUGUCGAAACUGUAUCAUACAUUGUGAUAUAAAGCCUGAGAAUAUCUUAUUGGAAGAAGAUUUCUCAGCAAAGGUCUCAGAUUUUGGGUUGGCAAAGCUGAUUGGCAGGGACUUUAGCAGGGUGCUUGCAACCAUGAGGGGUACCUGGGGCUAUGUUGCACCAGAGUGGAUUUCUGGUGUUGCAAUCACCACGAAAGCUGAUGUAUAUAGCUAUGGGAUGACAUUGUUGGAGUUAAUAGGCGGUCGCCGGAAUGUGGAGGGGCCACCUUCAGCUGGUGGAGGCGGAGAGGGUGAAACAGAGAAGUGGUUUUUCCCUCCCUGGGCAGCACGCCAAAUAAUUGAGGGAAAUGUUGCAGCAGUGGUUGAUGAGAGGCUUGGUAGCACGUAUAAUGAGGUGGAGGCAGCACGUGUUGGAUUAGUUGCAGUUUGGUGUAUUCAGGAUGAUGAAUCUACAAGACCUACAAUGGGAAUGGUGGUGAAAAUGUUGGAAGGAGUAGUUGAGGUGGCCGUUCCACCACCUCCGAAGCUGCUUCAAGCGCUAGUUUCUGGUGAGUCCUUUCAGGGAGUCGGGCCUGAAUCCGGGAAAAGGGUACUACAGGAGGAUAACAGCAGUUUUGAUGAUAACGUCUCGGUCUCCAUAGAUUCCAAGGAUUCAAAAUUGUCAAUAUAGCUUCAGUUUGUUUUGCUAUCCAUGUCGAAGUAACAUACUUAUACUAACAAUUUUGAAGAGAUGUAGGGAUAAACAACAGAUGCUCAGUGGUUUAAAUUGGAGCAUUGAAACCAGGACGAGUUUAACAUCAAUGGGAUCUUUCAAUUGCAUACUAGAGUCGAAAGAAUGAAGCAGAACAGAACAGAUAUUUUAUCACACUGCUGCUAUGUCGGUGCUGGGACGUGUUAACAAGAAUUUUGCAAGAUGUGCUCUGAAUAGAGUAUUUCGUGAUGGUGUUUUAAUUUACAAAAUUCACGGGAGGCUGAAAACCGACCAGGAAUAGCUGCCAUUGCUGCUCGUAGUGAUGUAAAUUUCUCGUUUCGUUUGUAACAGCUGCCAUUGUUGUUCAUAGUGAUGUAAAUUUCUAGCUUCGUUUGUAACUCAACCAUCUAACUAGAUGAGGAUUUGGGAACUGGGAAUGGUUUUUAUGGUUUUAUGUAUCGAGUAGUCUGGAAACUGAUUUGUGGAUAGAUUAUCUCGUUUGUAA